Sabethes cyaneus is the source of this 2577-nucleotide messenger RNA. Its product is annotated as zinc finger protein 808-like. Gene Ontology annotation, cellular component: nucleus. The transcript is spliced from 3 exons. The record is from RefSeq and is a predicted model, not a curated record. Gene Ontology annotation, biological process: regulation of transcription by RNA polymerase II. Gene Ontology annotation, molecular function: RNA polymerase II transcription regulatory region sequence-specific DNA binding; DNA-binding transcription factor activity, RNA polymerase II-specific; zinc ion binding. Lineage: Eukaryota; Metazoa; Arthropoda; Insecta; Diptera; Culicidae. The coding region runs from base 122 to 2575 and encodes 817 amino acids.
UAUUGUGCACUGUGCAGUUAAGCAUGACAUAUGAUUAGAGUGCAGAUUAAACAGUUGUAAUUUUAAUUGAAAUACUGCUGUAGCUCGAAUUCUGUUUGUUUCUAAUUCUUCUAUAUAUGCAAUGGAUUCAACAGAAAUCUGUCGCUUAUGUUUGAGACUGAAGUCGGACACUGUUCCAGUGACACUGGAAGAUUGUGAGCUUCGCGAGAUAAUUGAUAAAUUAUUCUACUUUCGGAUCAAUCGCAGCGUAGUUUAUCUGACCUUUAUAUGUCAUAUGUGUCGGAAAACAGUUAUUGAAUUCUACGAGUAUGCUGAGCAGGUGUUGAAAAAUCAAGAAAUUUUAAAUGAAACACCCAUUGAAGAGUAUGAUCCGGAGAAACCAGAGGUGCUGUACUCGGACGUCGAAAUUGACCCUAUAAAUGUCGACAUCAAAGACGAACCUCACGAACCCGAAUGGCUUGAAGAGACGUCGAAUGAUGCUUUCGAUCGGGACGACAUUGGCGUCGAAGAUAUCACUGAAGAUAUACUUGAAGUUAAAUUGGACCCAGAAUUACAGUCAGAUGACGCAGAACACAGCGGGAAAGGUAUCGAUUCGGAAGACGAUGAUAAUGAGGAAGAAAAUCAUAUCGGAAAUGAAGUUAAAUCGGAUCCAGAGUUACAGUCAGAUGAUGACGCACAAUACAACGAAGAAGUUGUAGAUUCGACAGACGAGGAUGAAAGUCAAAUUGGAAAUGAAAUCAAAUCGGAUCCAGAGCUACAGUCAGAUGACGCUAAAAACAAGGAAGAAGUAGAUUCGGCAGACGAGGGCAAUGACGAUAAAAGUCAAAUUGAAAGGAAGAGCCGAAGGUUGGCACAACGUCCGCUUAUUGUACCGAAAGACCAACAAAGUAUACCGGCAGACAGUGCAUUGGAUAGAAUGGUACUGAACCAUCAUAAAUUGUUUUGCGAUUUGUGUUCCGCACCGCUGAAAAAUUUCAUAGAAAUGCGCAAACACUUCACAACGGUACACGGAGAGGAACCCUAUCUGAUGUGCUGCGACAGAAAGCUCUACAAGAAAUAUCGCAUGGUUCAGCAUCUGCAGUUGCACAUAGACCCGAAUGCGUUCCGUUGCGAAUAUUGCAACAAAAGGUACAGUUCAAAAAAAGUACUUAGAGAGCACGUUAAAGAAGUAUGCUUGCCUAAAGUGACCCAAAAUGGGGAAAUAUCGGCAGAAAAUAGUGACAUGAUGGUCGAACGAAUUCUACCAGAAUCACCGGAACCAACACCAGAUGAACUAGUUUUACGACAUCACAAACUAUCGUGUGAUUUGUGUUCGGUGCCGGUCAAGGAUUUCAGGGCGCUGCGGCUGCAUUUUCAAUCAGUACAUAACCAACUUCCAUACAUCAACUGCUGCGGUAAGAAAUAUUACAAACGAUUCAGGAUGGUGCAGCACCUUCAACUACAUAUUGAUCCGGAAGCAUUCCGCUGUACACUGUGCAAAAAAAAUUACGCCUCGAGACGAGUUUUGCGGGAACAUCAAAAGGAACACCACCAACCAAGGGAGACUCGAAAAGCUUAUGUAAAACGAAAUUAUAAGCCUAAAAAAGAAGGAGCACCUCCCACCAUAGAUGAUAAAAUCCUGCAGCACUAUAAACUAACAUGCGAUAUAUGUGACGAAUCGGUCGAUGAUUUCCGAAGUUUACGAGUGCAUUUUGAGUCUGUUCAUAAUGAAGAACCUUAUCUGGUUUGCUGCGAAAAGAAACUUUACAAGAAAUACCGAAUGAUUCAGCAUCUCCAGUUACACCUGGAUCCAAACGCAUUCCAAUGCCAUAUUUGCGGCAAGAACUACAACUCGAAAAAGAUUCUUCGGGAGCAUGUAAAAGAAAUUCACCUAGAGCCGAAACCCGCCAAGAUUGUCGAGAAACUAAAAUGCAAAACUUGUGAAAAAGAGUUUUACUCAGAGGGUGCCCUCCGAACGCAUCAGCAAAAAGCUCACUCUACAACCAGCUGUCCGAAGUGUUCCAAACAACUCGUUCCUGGGUCACUGUGGAAGCAUUUGCUCACUGUACACGGUAACGGUGCGCAGUUCGUUUGUGAGAUAUGUGCCCGCAGUUUCGUAGAUAAGCGCUGUUUCGAAGCCCAUUGGAAAGGACACAUGGGGACGCGGCAUGAGGAUCGGGCUCAAUGUACUAUUUGUUCGGUAUGGUUAACCAACAAAUAUCAGCUGACAAAGCACAUUAAGAGAAGGCACGCAGUACCGGAUCCAAAUGAACAACAUCAAUGUAACGCGUGUGGAAAGCAACUGCGCAGUCGGGAGGCCUACCAUCAUCACAAGCAUCGCUUUCAUGGAAGGCUGCAGUACGAGUGUGAGGUUUGCCACGAGAAAUUCCGAAUGAUUCGAUAUAUGAGGGAACAUGUGGCCUUGAAACAUACCGGAGAAUACUUGUACAAGUGCAGCUACUGUGACGAGCAGUUCUUUACCCAGAACAAGCACUACACUCAUCGAAAAAAUGUGCAUCCAGUAGAGUUUCAGGAAUACUUGCGCAAGCGAUUAUUGUCAAAAACUGGACCAAAACCGGAAUCAAUAACAUAUUAAUG